AUGAACGCAACUUUUGUUCUCCCUAAGGAUAUAGGAGAGACGCGUGAUUGGCCUAGUCAAUCCGCUUCGACGGUCACUCUGCUCCUAGGACUUGGAGUCUCCUUUGACAGCCAAGGUGUCAGGCUCAAGUCUAGUAAAAGUGAUGAGUACGACAUCCUCACCGUCUCUGUUCCGGAUACAACGGUCUCUGGUAUACAGACAAAAGGAAAGAAACCCUGUCAACCCAUCUUGGUGGAAAUUGAGUUGAAAGCUUGUCGUUCACACGGUGUUAGCAAAAAACUAGAUGUGUUUGAUUGGAAUCGCUUGAUUCUCCUUCCGGUUGAAGGUAAUGAUUACCCAUUCCUUGCUCAUGAUCAUUUCAUUCAAUCCCAUGGAGGUUCUCAUCUGCCUCUGGCAGUUCGAACCCUAUCCGACGGUCUAGACUUCCUGUUCUCUGAGCUUGGAGAUGAAGAAGCUCAGAUAGCACGAACUAUGCUUGCGUCGAACAAUGUCUUAGACAAAACCCACCAUUGGGAUGACAGGUGUAGAAGUAUCAAAACCCUUCUAGACAAGGAGAUCUAUGAUCCGCUUAGAUGGUGCUUUGCUUCUGAGGAAACACGACAGACUGGUGGUGUGCCACACUUUAUACUUGUUACCGUGGACGCUUACGAUUAUCUCCUCAAGCAAGAGCCGGACCCUCCUCUGACAACGGACGGUGGCUAUCGUGACUUUGACGCAUGUGAGAGAGAGGCGUAUCAGUCACUUGCUUCAGAGGCCAGAUUCUGUUCAGGGAGUGUCAGCUACGAAGGACCUAGUGAGGAUAGAUAUGCUUACCUGUUUGAUGUAGAAUUGGAGAAAAUGGGGAAGGGGGUGAAGAAUGGGGAAGGGGAAGGGGAGGGGAAGGGAAGAGGGAAAAGAGAAGGAAAUUUCAGUUUGCCACCACUCUUCCUCAAUAAUCCCCAAGCAUCUACAGAGUUUGAGAACGGCAACAAUUGGCGCAUACGCAUAUGUGGAGUGAGAAAGCUCUCAGUCACAUUCUUCAUCAAAAUCACCAUGAAAGGCUCAGUGCCUAGUUCUACUUCUUCCCCAGGGCAGGAUUCUGUCAAUAAUGAAUGUCCACCCAUCAAACUCAUGCUGAAGACUGCCGUGUUAUACAGUGCCUUCUUGAGCUAUCAGGGAGCAGACCCUGGUAUUGCAUCUGCUGUCUUUGAUGGCCUCUCCCAGGGAUGGAACAGCUUGAGUGAACAAGAGAAAGUGACAGCUCGUGAGAUAUUAUUAUCCGAUGAGGAGCCUGACAUGGGCAACAAUUUCAUUGCAGCAACCACAACUAAAUUGAAUGAUGCAAUCACUGAAUCAACCAAUGGAUUUCUUGAUAGACUACCUCAACAGAUUAAGAGCUGCAUUAUCAAUUACAGUUCAGCAUCUGGACCUCAAUAUGAUUGUCUGUUAACACAACGCUAUAGACCCAGCCUGGUGAACAGCAAAGGUACACGCAAGUUAAGAGCCUGCCUUAAUGCUUGCAGCAUUAAUUGUUAG
Messenger RNA from Tremella mesenterica DSM 1558, 1515 nucleotides. RefSeq lists its product as uncharacterized. The record is from RefSeq and is a predicted model, not a curated record. Bases 1 to 1515 code for a protein of 504 amino acids. The transcript is spliced from 6 exons. NCBI's taxonomy places the organism in Eukaryota, Fungi, Basidiomycota, Tremellomycetes, Tremellales, Tremellaceae.